Messenger RNA from Drosophila ananassae, 426 nucleotides. RefSeq names its product accessory gland protein Acp29AB-like. Bases 85 to 426 code for a protein of 113 amino acids. NCBI's taxonomy places the organism in Eukaryota, Metazoa, Arthropoda, Insecta, Diptera, Drosophilidae. The record is from RefSeq and is a predicted model, not a curated record. The transcript has 3 exons.
UAAAAAAUAUGCCGCCAUUCAGUUAAGCUUUGUGAGGAAUUUUAAUAAUUAUUGUUGCUGCAUUGACAACAUCCGUGGGGACUUAUGCAGUAUGUGAAUACCCAGCCACGCAUAUGUGGAGGGAAAUUUAAAGCCAUUGGCUCCAAGUGCUACUAUAUUGAACACGAUAAGGCCCAGUACUGGAUUAGUGCUCUGUACCAAUGCAGUCGAUUGGGCGGCCACCUAGCAAGUAUUCAAAGUCAGCAGGAGCUCGAUGACAUCAGCAAAGAACUAAUGCACAACUCGCAAUACUUUAUUGACCUAAACGAUCUAAACCUUGAACAGGAUAAUUUUAUAUCUGCAACAACAGGCGUGGAGCCAAGUUAUAAACACAAAAAUCUAGAAGAUGAAAACGGCAGAAAGGGCAUUCUGCCCUUUGGCACCUGA